Gadus chalcogrammus (walleye pollock) is the source of this 2646-nucleotide messenger RNA. RefSeq names its product doublecortin-like kinase 3 (gene dclk3). The transcript is spliced from 7 exons. The record is from RefSeq and is a predicted model, not a curated record. NCBI's taxonomy places the organism in Eukaryota, Metazoa, Chordata, Actinopteri, Gadiformes, Gadidae. Gene Ontology annotation, biological process: protein phosphorylation; intracellular signal transduction. Gene Ontology annotation, molecular function: protein kinase activity; ATP binding. The coding region runs from base 1 to 2646 and encodes 881 amino acids.
AUGACGCCUGCAUGGAAAGCCCAGCCAGGAUACCCCGCGAUCGGAGACCAAUGGAAAGCGACCAUCCCCGCCAUCUCCCCGUCGAGUCCCGUCGGGGACGGACCCCGCCACUGGGCCCCUCAGCCCCACCCUACAGGGGCGGCGCUGGGAGCCCCCCCCAGGCGCUGCGGCCCGCCGCCCCCCCUCCCCCUCUUCCACACGCGCCACGCCGAGCAGAGCGCCGGCCGGCCGCGGCUGGUCACCGUGGCGCGGCCCUGCGGCCACAGCGACCUGCGGAAGGUAACGGUGCUGUUGAACCGCAGGGGCGUGGUUUCGUUUGAGCAGCUCCUACUCGAUGUCUCGGAGGCCCUGGGCUUUCCUCGCUGGCACAGGGGCCGGGUCACAAGGCUGUUCACGCCCCAUGGGCGGGAGGUGAGAGGCGUCAGCGACUUCUUCCGAGGCGAGGUGGCGUUCCUGGCCCUGGGGAGGGCCCGGCCGGAGCUGCGCAGCGUGCAGGAGGCCCUGGAGGAGCUGUUCCCGGAGCCGUCUCGUUACCGUGCCGAUGCCGUGCGCGCCUGGGAGAGGAGGCUCCGCCCCCCCCCGGAUAAAGCCGCCAAGGCCGACAGCGGGUACAGCGAGGAGACGGCCGACGGUGACGACGACCGGACGAACACGCGAGCGCCGCUGAAGCGCGACGCACAGUGGGACGCCAAGGCGAGGCCGCACCAGGGCGCCCGGAGGCCCUCGCAGCCCCCUCCCCACGCGGGCAAGACGCGCAGGCACGACCACGACGGCCCCGCCGGCUGUAGACAGCCAAAAGAAAAACACCCCUGCAGACAACCCACCCACCCGCCCAAUCACCUGCAGGCGCUGCGGGGGAAAGGCGGGACUAGGGAGCAGCAGCCCUCCGGGAUUGGUCUGUUCCAAGCGGACAAGGCGCUGAGGGGCGCACACGCUCCGUCUCCGUCGUUGUGUCAAAACUGCUUAGCGGGGCGGAACAAACUGCUAGUGUGUUCUGAGCUGCCCGAUCAGAUUCCCAAGAGAGUCCCACUUCCUCCCGUGUCGAGGAAACCCAAACCAAGCCCUACGAAGCAUCCCAAAAGCACUCAUCUGGGGGCCAUCGGCCCGCAGCGGGUGAUCAGAGAUGAGGAGGAACAGUGCCUGGAGCAAUUAAAACAUUCGUCCAUAAACUCCCCGCGAGGGGGGCCGCCGGAGCCCGAGGAGACCCAGCGCUGGGUGCCCUUUGACCUCCUGCGAGACAAGAAAGAGGUCGCCCUGUCCGACAUCGAGCGCUGCUACGACAUCGGUCGUGUGAUCGGCGACGGGAACUUUGCGAUCGUGCGGGAGUGCCGGCGUCGCGACACCGGACUGAGCCUGGCCAUGAAGAUCGUGGAGCGCUCCAAGCUGAUUGGCCGAGAGCACAUGAUGCAGAACGAGCUCAGCCUGCUGGGCAGCCUGUCGCACCCGUGUGUGGUGCGGCUUUUCGCCCACUACCACACGCACACCCAGGCCUACCUGGUGCUGGAGCUGGUCAACGGCGGGGAUCUCUUCGAGGCCAUCGCCAGGAGAGGGAAGUUCCCCGAGGACGAGGCGGGGCUCAUCGUGGCGGACGUGAGCGGGGCGCUGAGUUAUAUCCACUCCAAGAGCAUCGUCCACCGGGACCUCAAACCGGAGAACCUUCUGAUUGAGUGCAGGGCCGAUGGCAGCAAUAGACUGAAACUGGGGGACUUCGGUCUCGCCAUGGUGGUCACAGAACCUAUUUUUACAGUCUGUGGCACGCCCACCUAUGUCGCCCCAGAGAUCCUCUCUGAGACAGGUUAUGGUCUGUCGGUGGACGUGUGGGCUCUGGGGGUCAUCCUCUACAUACUUCUCUGUGGCUUCCCUCCGUUCCGCAGUCAGGAUCGAGACCAGGAGGAGCUGUUCAAGCUCAUAAGGGAGGGAAAAGUCCACUUUCUCUCCAAUUACUGGGACCCUGUUUCAGAGGGAGCCAAAGACCUGGUCAAAGGGUUGCUCCAGGGUAACCCCAUCGAGAGGCUCUCAGCCUCCCAGUCUCUACAGCACCCCUGGGUGCAGGCCAUGGCCACUGCCUGCAGACAGGGGGCGCUCACACAGAGGCUGCACAAGACUACUGCCGCACUAGCAGCAGCAGAGUCCAGAGACACACGAGGGCAGACGUCCACAGGGAAAGCCCCCAGAGACAAAAGGACGGCGCACGCAGACAGCCAACCGGGGCUUACACACAAAGCACAGAUUAGCCCUGCAGCGGAGGCUACCGAACCAUCAGGGGCCCACCGUGAGCUGAACGCAGGGGCCCCGGAUUGGCGGGAGGAGGGAUCAUGGCAGGCCGACGCAGCAGAGCACCCUGCGGGGGCGGACGCCGACGCCGCGCCGUCUGAACGGCCAGGCUCCUCCCCGACCCCUUCAACAUCCCCGCCACCGCCACAGGCCGUCCCCCCGGACAGCCCCUCUCGCUCCCACCGAUCGGGAACCAUGGACACGGCGGCAACGUCGCCCCCAGGUGCUGCUCAGGACGUCCUCCACCAGCCACACGCACCCGGCGCCCUCCACCCCCUGGUUCUAGAGAGCUCUCUCACAUCAAAACAAACCCAGCCACCGACUGGACCGAUGGAACCCCGCCCCUCCUCCAGCCCAACCACCAGCCCCUGA